Paralichthys olivaceus (Japanese flounder) is the source of this 1905-nucleotide messenger RNA. The record is from RefSeq and is a predicted model, not a curated record. Lineage: Eukaryota; Metazoa; Chordata; Actinopteri; Pleuronectiformes; Paralichthyidae.
AUCUGCGCAUCUAAGCCACCGGUGCUGAUCAUUACAGCGGGUGACGGCUGCAGGACGAUGUGCUGAACACGGAGCUUGACUGGAGCGUCCCCCCCCCCCUCCUCCCCGAGCAUCUGCGAGGAUCCCGGUGCGCGCAGCGGUGCAGAGACACGCACUGGAUCACCAUCCUCUCCCUCUUCAAUUAUUAACCACGUAUCUGUUCCUCAAGCUCAACAUAUGCCGCUGCUGCCUUUGUUUACUCCCGUGCACCAGCUGAGAACCGCGGUGGACCAGGCGGGGACACCACGGAUGGACACCGAUGGCCAGGCGCCCCAGAUUUCACCAGAAGGGGGGACGCAACCUAAAAUAACCCCGGUGCCAAAUGGUAAGAGAGCGGAUUCAUGAGCAUGAAUCAGUGCGGCGGCGGCGCAGGGGUGAUGCUGUAACAUCUCUGCGGUGCAUGUGUGGGUUUGACCCUGGCUGCUGAAUUAUCCCUGCGGCUCUCUGCACGACGCACACCGAGGAAUCCGUGACACAUCCUGCGUCUCCAGAGGCACCGUCCCCCCUCCUGGACCCCCCUGCACCUCCAUCAAUAGAAUUCCGGACACCGGUGACUCUUUAAUGGCUUUUGUGUUCAGGAGAUGGAGGGUUUUACUAGUGCUCAACGUGCUCGCCGUCGCCGGCUUCAUGACUUUUUGGGCCAAGUGCAACACAGGACGCAGCGUCCAACCCGCCGGUCCGGAGGCUCCGGCUGACGGGAAGAGGCCCCGGGGCAACGGGACGGCGCAGGGGCCCAGCAUCAGCCAUGAGGUGCUGCUGAAGAGGCUCAGCUCGCUGGAGGACGUGGUGUACCGGCAGCUAAACGGUUUGUCCAAAUCUCUGGGCUUGAUUGAGGGCUUUGGGGGCCGGGGUAAAGGCGGCCUCCCCGCCACGCUGUCACCAUCCGAGGAGAGCGACGCCAAAUUCCUGAGGGAGAAAUAUGGCUACAACGCCUACCUCAGCGACAGAAUCUCUCUGGAUCGGACCAUACCAGACCACCGGCCCAGCAAAUGCAGAAAGGUCAGCUAUCCCAGGGACCUCCCCCAGAUCUCCCUCAUCUUCAUCUUCGUCAAUGAGGCCCUGUCCGUGAUCCUGCGCUCCGUCCACUCGGCUGUCAAUCACACGCCGGCUCACUUGCUCAAAGACAUCAUCCUGGUGGACGACAACAGCGAUGACGAGCAGCUGAAGGGACCUCUGGAGGAGUAUGUGAACAAACGUUACCCCGGCCUGGUGAAGAUCGUCAGGAACCAGAAGAGAGAGGGACUCAUCCGGGCCAGGAUCGAGGGCUGGAAGGUGGCCACCGCCGAGGUGACGGGAUUCUUUGACGCCCACGUGGAGUUCACGCCGUCCUGGGCUGAGCCAGUCCUGGCCAGAAUAAAAGAGGACCACAAGAGGAUCAUCCUGCCGUCAAUCGACAACAUCAAGCACGACACGUUCGAGGUGGAGCGCUACGAGAAUUCGGGUCACGGCUACAACUGGGAGCUAUGGUGCAUGUACAUCAACCCGCCCAAACAGUGGUGGGACGAGGGGGACAUGUCCGCUCCCAUCAGGACCCCCGCCAUGAUCGGCUGCUCCUUUGUGGCUAACCGCGAUUACUUUGGCGAGCUGGGCCUGCUCGACUCGGGCAUGGACGUGUACGGAGGAGAGAACAUCGAACUGGGCAUCAGGGUUUGUGUGUCACCUCCUCUCGUCCCCGCUCCCUCCUCACCCCUGUAGGUUUAAGUGGAGCAGUGGCCACCGUCGCGUGACACCGCUGAUAAAUGAGGCCCCAUUAAGAGUUCUGGAGGAGCAGUCCUGGUGCAGUUCACAGCCGGGCAAUGGAGAUAAAUAGGUCACACAGAGUGGGAAGCGACUGUACACUCAGAGAUUGGAGUUUGUAAUUGUUGU